Messenger RNA from Pyricularia pennisetigena, 5670 nucleotides. RefSeq lists its product as uncharacterized. NCBI's taxonomy places the organism in Eukaryota, Fungi, Ascomycota, Sordariomycetes, Magnaporthales, Pyriculariaceae. Gene Ontology annotation, molecular function: guanyl-nucleotide exchange factor activity. The record is from RefSeq and is a predicted model, not a curated record. The annotation marks the transcript as partial. Gene Ontology annotation, cellular component: plasma membrane. Gene Ontology annotation, biological process: positive regulation of GTPase activity; Ras protein signal transduction. The transcript has 2 exons.
GCAUUAGCGAACGACCAAACGAGGUCGGGCAACUCGAUUGCCGCCACCCACGACAACAUCCGGCUCUCCGCCACCGGGCGAGGCAGCCAUAAAGAGAUGGCCAGCGAAUAUGCUGCACCACUUAGCCCUGCUGCUGGCGGUCUGUCGGACUUGUUGCAGCAGCAUGGCUCGCGGGAUUACUUGGGGGCGGGCUCCCCAUCGCCGCCAAAGAGGCGCGACGACACACAAACUAACGAAUCAACGACAACCAUGAGGACGAAAAAAGCUGCGCAGAGGCUAGGUCGUGAUACCAUAGGAGAUAAGGGAUCCGGGGGAAGCCACAGGAUGAAGCCGCGGUUGUCUUCAAAUCAAAUGCCCCGCUCACUUCUGCCCGUCACGGAAAGGAAGAGCCAGGACGAAAACAGGGGGGACAUGCGGAAGAGGAAGGGAAGCAUAAAGGAGAAGAUGGACAUUGCACCGGACGGAGCCUCGGCAGGUCGAGAGGGUAGACAGUUUGCUGUUGCCAACGUGGGCAACAAUGGACGCAUUUACCUGAGGCCUACGAUACGACCUGCGCAUCAAAGGUAUCCGCAGCCGAACUUUGUAUUCCCUUCGACGCCGCCAACAACGGCCACCUCGAAACCCUCUGCUGCAUCAGCGGACAAAACUGGGAAAAAUAAAAAUGAUUCUGAUACCACAAAGACCGAAUCCAAACUGUCCCAGAUACUUAGCAGCCAAUGGACACUCCCGCCAACACCGUCGACGUCCGCGACUAGGAGAACAUUGCUCGCGGCGAGGCGGGGACGGCAUCGACGGGCGGUUUCCGACUCAACUGUCCCCGACCUCCCUGGCGCAACACCCGAAUCCGAAGCCGAUGGCCUCAAGAUUGUAAUUACACAACCAAAAGAUGACCAAAGACCAAAAUCAGUCGAGGAUAGGGAUCCUCCUGGGUUUGUUCCGGUUCUUGAUGUGUCUAUUCCAAACUGGAAGUUGGGAACUCCUCGUUUCACCCAUAUGGGCGGAGCAGACAUCCGCGGUUCCUCUUACGGGGCACCUACCGAAAUACGAUCCGACUCUACUUCCAUUGCAGGCCGAACGCCACGCAGCAUAGCUGAGUCGGUACGGGGCAAGAAGCCCAGUCCUAUCAGCAUACCGAGCAUACCGCGAGCAUUUCUGUCACAUCCCCCGACUGGAAGUCCUCCGAUUGUUCCCAUGAGCGGUUUGCCGCUGCGUCGAGCCACCUACAUCUCCACUUUCCUCGUCAUCGAGCCACGCAUGUUUGACGAUUUGACCUUCAAACCCGCUUGCGAUGACCGGUCGAUUGUUCGCUACUCCCCGCACACAGGGGCCGUGACUGCAGCGUCACCACCUCGCCUGGUUGCCGAGAUUACAUCCCCGAGCUUCCUGGACUACGAGUUGCUUUCCGACUUUUUCCUCACGUUCCGCUCCUUCCUCGAGCCUUACGACCUGCUCAAAAUGCUGAUAGCCCGACUCAGAUGGGCGCUGGCUAGGGAGGAUGAGACCGGUAUGGUGGUCCGCGUGCGGACCUUUGUGGCUCUUCGACAUUGGAUUCUCAACUACUUUAUGGAUGAUUUUGUCAUCGACUACCAACUUCGUACCAUGUUCUGUGAGUUGAUCAAUGACUUUGUGAGCGAGCUUUGUCAAGAUCAACCGGGGAGCAAAGUGCAGGUUAAGAUCUUGGGCGAACUCAAGAAGUGUUGGCGUAGAGUGUGCGCACAAUAUUGGGACAGUCCUGACUUCGACUCGUCUCUGGGCGCAGAAGCGCCGAUUAUACCAGGCGGGAUCGCUGGACAUCGCAACGCUGAUUUAACCCCGGUCUUCUGGACUCAAAAUGUAGAAGAACACCCACCUCAGCUUGGUCCUGUUGACUGUAUCUCUCCCUCCCUGCACUUUACAUCCGGAGACAUGAGCUUGCAGGUCGAUGCGCCACGCACCGCUCACAUGGACGCCGUCAUCCGUGACGACAGACCAGCUACGCCUCUCCAGCCCGACACUCUCGCCAUCGGCCACAAGAGGCCACAGCCUUCCUCGCUCAGUGUGAGCAGUAUAGAUGCAAUGUCAUGUUCAUUCCCCACCAAGAACCUUCUUUCCAUGCAACCAGGGGCCGGUCAGUUCCUUGCAGCUCACCCUGUCGACCCAAGUACUCUAUCGAGCACAUUGGUUCGGAAAGCCAGCACGCCCAAGGCACUUGCCGGGAAGCGCGUCAGGCCUCAGUCUCCGCGGCAUAAGCGCAACGGCAGUUUGACCGACUCGCUAAGGGACCACUCGCCGAAUGUGGGAGAGAAAAUAACAUACAAGAGUACUGAGGUUCUGAUGGCUUAUCCGUAUGUGGGAAGCCUCGUCAGAGGAGCCAUGUUUCCACCAGGACAAGCGUUUGUCGAAAUUCCCACCCCUGGUUCCGGCGAGGUCUCUCGGCAGACUACCGUCUUCCAACCUUACCCAGUGGAUACACAAAAGGAGAAGGCAUCUGCAUCAGCCAUGUCGGGUCAGGGUAUGCGCAAGCUGCUGAGCAGCGUCCGUCGGGCUAUCAGCACCAAAGGCCCGGGCCUAUCACCAACGCAAGGAAGUUUCUUGAACAUUUCUCCUCUUGGGCCCCGCGGUGCCACUACCAACAGGCUACCUGGCACUGCAAUCGUACCGCAGGCUCGGCCAAACCAGAAUGGUGUCAGACCUCCAGUGCGCAUCGACCUCCUCGGAGCCGAGGUGGCCGAGGACUUUAAGAAGGCCGUGCGAGAAGACGCUGCCAUCGAUGCUGCUAACAUGGGCAACGCAAUCCCAACAAUAAUCGGCGGCAUAGAGGAGGAAGAAUGCCAGGAUAACGAACGUCCAACUCUGGAUGUAGACAUCCCUGUGGAUGCAGGGCUCGAGGACACGUUUCUUCGUCCCAUCAGUGAUCAAGCGAUUACCAGUGGGAGCAAGUCUAUUGUCAUUGUCGAUGACACGGUACCACCACCGGUACCUGCCGAACCACCACUUAUGACUGGCGCCCUGCUCUCAGCUACUUUGCCCAUGGUUAACCCGUCAGUAGAAGCUUUUGCGGAUUCCUUUGCAUCUGCAGCAGAUCCGACACCACCAAACACGCCACCUGGGCACAGUCUCGGAACGCCCCGUCAAGACUCGUACAUUCUUCGACACACGCUGAUGCGUCAAUCUUACUCUGAAGAAAUUCUGCCUCCACUUGGUAGUGAGGCUGUCGGCAUCUCCAACCUGCAGUCUCGUCCCUCGGAGGAUUCAACGCGACCAUCCAUGGAUACUCCCAGGCCAUCGGACGACUACAUGCGGCAAUCGGCGCGUCGGCCCCCGCUUAGCGGCGUUCGCGGUCACUUUCGUCAACCAUCAAGCAGGUCGUAUAGAUCUAUGCAGUCGUUUGGGAGGCCACGCCAUGCCUCUUUCACAAGUGGCAUGGCCCCACAACCCACCAUGGGAAGUUUUGACGCCACCACCUUUUCCGAGCAGUCUGUGGAUGAUGCAGUUCCGACAACACCUCUGCCACAGCCAAUGCGCGUGCUUAGAAGGCGUCCUGGGGGUGAUUUGCGUGGCGUUACCAACGUCGGCCAACUUGACCAGCACCAGCUACGUAGGUCGCGGUCAGUAGGGUCUUUGACGACCUUUACAGAGUCGAUCCACAGCUCUUUCAUACGCGGCUCAGCUCAGGAAAAAAACGACGGUUUUGUGGAUGUUGUGGACGUCAUGUCGGAUUAUUACCCACAGGAGAGGGCAGCCGGUUUCUCGUUGGGUGACAUGACGCAAAAGUCUGCCAAGAAGCCUGCAUCGAUCUUCAGCACAUACUCGUCCACGCCUGUGAUGCGGCCGUCUUUUGAGGCUGAAGCCCACAAACUAGCGCAAAUCCCUGAUGAUCCAGAUGACAACGGCGGUGUCGAAUCUGCUCUUGCGAAGCUGGAGGGCAAGUACGAAAAGAAAACAUUCAAGCUUUCCAUGGAACCAAAAAAGCCCAAGACGAAGCUCCUAGGCAACUGGUCUCUGAAACUGCGUGGGGGCGGCGAAGAAGAGCAUGACACCCUGGAGAAGAAGGACCACCGCCACAAGCAUGUUGGAGACGACACUCACCUGUCUCAGCUUGUUGACCACGAUAAAGAGGACGAUGACAUGCGUGUACUGGCCGACAAUCUCUCCUCCAGCUUUCUGCCUCUGGCCGAAGCUCCCCGCCGAGAACAAUAUGGCACGUUGUCUUUCUUGUCGGGAAGUUCCGAUGAUUCAUUGUCAUCCACCCCCAUCUUAGAGCGGGGUCUAGUCGAAGACUCACAACCGGGCGAGAUUAAGGACGAUGAGUGGACAAACCGGUCAAAGUUCGAAGAAGACGAGCUUCCGACGCCUAGAGUGACCAGCGAUCGAGAAGUUUCAUACGAUCUUGUCGAGAAGACGAACAGCCUGAAUCGAAUCCAACCUGGAGACACCAUCCCUCGUUCUUCGCCAGCCAAUGGCCAUAUCGAACCCCAAUCAUUUCUGUUUGACGACGGCGACAGUGACGAUGACUCUGAAAGCGAGCUGUCCUCGGAGAUGUCUAUAGAUCUACCUGGCGACUCGGAUGAGGCCGAAGACGUGGUUGGCAGGAAGCGAAGCGACACGGUGACGUCGGUGUUGCCUGUCCACCCGCUGGGUGAGCCCAACCUCUCAAGCCGUGACAUGACAAAUAUCCACCCACUCAAGAGUCACCCACCCUCACCACCCAUGACAUUGGUGCAAGCACUGCAAAUGUCACCAGGGACAGCGAACCGGGGCCAGCUUGAUAAACAGGAGCCUCGAAAGCCUCUGCCGCUCUCCCCAGAAAUCACGCCCACUUUUGCUGCACACGAGAGGCAGCCCUCGGACCAGUCAGAUCAGGCAAAUGCUGAGGAUGCUGCGCAACAAAACUCAAAGUUUUCGGUGCAUCUUCCUUUUAUCCUUGCCUUCGACUCACAGAUAUUGGCACAGCAGUUUACUCUGAUUGAGAAGGACGCGCUCAACGAGAUCGACUGGAAGGAGCUUAUCGACAUGCGCUGGAAAAAGGCCGACAAUAGCGACGCUCGGUCGUGGGUCGAUUUUCUACGCAACACAGACGCACGCGGCGUCGAGGUUGUUAUUGCGCGGUUCAACAUUAUGGUUAAGUGGUGCGUGUCCGAGAUAGUGCUCACUCAGGACCUCGAGGAGCGGGCAAGGUGCCUAAUCAAGUUCAUCCACAUCGCUGGGCACUGUCGACGAUACCGCAACUUUGCCACCAUGUCGCAGAUCGCCAUUGCCCUCACCAGUCCCGAGGUGUCGAAGCUGCAGCGCACUUGGGCCAUGGUGCCGGCUAGUGACCUGACGACGCUUCAGCAGCUCGAGGCGCUCGUCAGCCCGACUCGUAACUUUUACAACCUCCGGGCUGAGAUGGAAGGGGGUGAUGUUGAGAGUGCAACCUCGGGCUGCAUCCCAUUUGUGGGCAUCUACACGCACGAUCUUCUCUUCAACGCGCAACGCCCCAGUGAGAUCGCGAGCAGCCCUACAACCGCCCCGCUGGUCAACUUUGAGCGUUGUAGGUGUGCUGCCAGCAUCAUCAAAACACUGCUGCGGCUUCUCGAGGCAAGCUCGCUGUACACGUUCCAGCCGAUAGAAGGCAUCACAGAACGCUGUCUCUGGAUGGGGGCGCUGUCAGAUGAUGAGAUUAGAAGGAUCUCGGAGGGAUUGGAAUGA